Messenger RNA from Symbiodinium sp. CCMP2456, 1377 nucleotides. Lineage: Eukaryota; Dinophyceae; Suessiales; Symbiodiniaceae. The record is from the annotation of a GenBank genome assembly.
AUGGGCGCUCUUCUGAGUAUGCGGUCGCAGGAUACGGAGGCCACGGCGUUAAGCAAGGAUGAGGUGUGGCAGUUGCGCAAGAAGCAUUUUUGCCCUGCUCAAAGCGUCUCCUAUGCUAACACAGAUCCGCUGCUCAUCGUUCGUGGCCAGGGCAGCCACUUGUAUGAUCAGGAAGGCAACUCGUACCUCGACACGAGAAACAAUGUGUGCCACGUGGGACACAGUCACCCGACGGUAGCUGCUGCAGUCGCAGAGCAGGCUGCAACACUCAAUACGAACACGAGGUAUUUGCAUCCGAACCUUUGCCUUCUGGCAAAGCGCUUGACGGAGACUUUCCCUGCCGGCAGCGGCUUGGAGGUGUGCUUCUUCGUGAACUCUGGCUCCGAGGCGAAUGAUCUGGCGGUGCGUCUGGCAUUCUCCCGGACAAGCUCUCGCGAUAUCAUCGUGGUCGACCACGGGUAUCAUGGACACACCCAGCAGACGAUAGAGAUCAGUCCGUACAAGUUUGACCACAGAGGAGGUGAAGGCGCGAGACCGAACAUCCACAAGGUGCCGUGUCCAGAUACUUACCGUGGCCCUCACCGCGGGCCGGAUGCCGCAGAGCAGUACGCCUCAGCUGUUGCAGCAGCCUGCAAAACUGCGGGGAACGUUGCAGCUUUCUUCGUUGAGUCCGGCAUGUCUGUGGGUGGUGUCAUAUUGCCCCCCAAGGGCUACUUGCAAGCAGCAUACCGGGCAGUGCGUCAAGCGGGAGGUGUCUGUGUUGCUGACGAAGUGCAGGUUGGCUUUGGGCGCUUUGGUGACUAUUUCUGGGCAUUUGAAGAACAAGGUGUUGUGCCGGACAUCGUGACAAUGGGCAAGCCCUUCGGAAAUGGCAUGCCCCUGGCUGCAGUGGUAACCACGAAGGAAGUGUCUGAUGCUUUCCACAACGGUUUGGAGUAUUUCAAUACUUUUGGUGGCAAUCCGGUUUGUUGUGCUGCUGGCUUGGCUGUACUGGAAGUCAUGCGACGGGAGGGGCUGCAAGACAACGCUGCCAAGGUUGGCAAGUAUAUUUGCGAGCAGAUUCGGCAGCUUUCAACAAAGCAUGAGCUUAUUGGUGACGUCAGAGGUCGCGGCCUUUUCGUAGGAAUCGAGUUUGUCCGGAAUCGCGACACGCUCGAGCCAGCAACUGCAGAGACUUCCGAGAUCUGCUCACGCAUGAAGAGCGAACACAGGGUGUUGAUGAGCAUCGACGGGCCGCAUGAUAAUGUUCUCGUCAUCAAGCCGCCAAUGUGUUUUUCUAUCGCUGACACAGACUGUAUGGUACAAGCAAUGGAUCAGAUUCUGUCCACUUUGGUCGGUCCCACGCCUGGUGUACAGGUUACCCACACGCCAACCUGA